GGGGCGGGGCCUGCGCGGUGGGCCUGGCCGCAGCCUUUUAAAUACAGAUGCGCUGCGCGGUGCGCGCCUCGGUCCUUCUCCUUCUCCCUCGGCGGCGGCACCAUGACUGCACCCAGCGGCGUCUGCGACGUGAUCGUGGUCGGCGGAGGAAUCUCAGGGUUGAGUGCGGCCAAGCUGUUGAAGGCCAGUGGACUGAACCCUGUGGUGCUGGAGGCCAGGGAUCGCGUCGGCGGUCGCACGUUCACUGUGCAGAACAAGGAGACAAAGUGGGUUGAUCUGGGCGGGGCUUACAUCGGCCCGACCCAGAACCGCAUCCUCCGAUUGGCCAAAGAAUACGACAUAAAGACGUACAAAGUCAACGAGCAGGAGCGGCUGGUGCAUUACGUCAAUGGAAAGUCGUACCCGUUCAAAGGCUCCUUCCCUCCCAUGUGGAACCCCAUCGUCCUGUUGGACUUCAACAACCUGUGGAGGACGAUGGACCAGAUGGGCAGCGAGAUUCCCAGGGAGGCGCCCUGGAGAGCUCCGCAUGCCGAGGAGUGGGACAAGAUGACCAUGCUGCAGCUCUUUGAGAAGAUCUGCUGGACCAGCACCGUCCGCCGCUUCGCCACGCUGUUCGUCAGGGUGAACGUGACGUCCGAACCCCACGAGGUGUCGGCCCUGUGGUUCCUGUGGUACGUGAAGCAGUGCGGAGGAACCAUGAGGAUCUUCUCCACCUCCAACGGAGGACAGGAGAGGAAGUUCGUGGGCGGCUCCAGUCAGAUCAGCGAGUGCAUGGCCCGGGAGCUGGGCGACCAGGUGAAGCUGCAGUCUCCGGUCUACAGCAUCGACCAGAGCGGAGACGCGGUCGUCGUGGAGACGCUGGACAAACAGACGUACACGGCCAAGUACGUGGUCGUGGCGACGCCCCCCGGCCUGAACCUGAAGAUGCACUUCAACCCCGAGCUGCCGCCGCUAAGGAACCAGCUGAUCCACCGCGUCCCCAUGGGCUCCGUCAUCAAGUGCAUGGUUUACUACAAGGAGAACUUCUGGAGGAAGAAGGGCUACUGUGGCAGCAUGGUGAUCGAGGAGGAAGGCUCUCCCAUCGGCCUGACGCUGGAUGACACGAAGCCUGACGGGAGUGUUCCCGCCAUCAUGGGAUUCAUCCUCGCCCGCCAGUGCAGGAAACUCUCGGGUCUGACCAAACACGAGCGGCUGAAGAGGAUCUGUGAGAUCUACUCCCGAGUGCUGGACUCGGAGGAGGCUCUGCACCCCGUUCACUACGAGGAGAAGAACUGGUGUGAGGAGGAAUACUCCGGGGGCUGCUACACGGCCUACUUCCCCCCGGGGAUCCUCACCCAGUACGGAAAGGUGCUGCGGGAGCCGGUGGGCAGGUUGUACUUCGCGGGGACGGAAACGGCCACCGAGUGGAGCGGCUACAUGGAGGGGGCGGUGCAGGCCGGGGAGCGGGCGGCCAGAGAGGUCAUGUGUGCGAUGGGCAGAAUCCCCCCGAGUCAGGUCUGGCAGACGGAGCCUCAGUCUGUGGAGGUCCCAGCUCUGCCCUUCGUCACCACCUUCUGGGAGAGGAACCUGCCGUCGGUCGGCGGACUCCUCAAGCUCACGGGACUCUCCGCCUUCCUGACCGUGGCCACCGCCGCCGGCCUGGUGGCCUACAGGAGGGGCCUCCUGCCCCGGUGCUAGACCACCGCGUCUCGACAGACGCUGUGCUCGUGUACGACUCGUGUGGCGCGUUACCGUGUGUUCCAAACUACAGAGUGGUGACCUACGUUGGGUACAGGGUGGUUUUUUUUCGAGAGCCUCAAAUGCAAAACUCUAAUGCACCGUCACUCCGAGAGAGAGAGACAAACAGAAAUGAUUAAAAGUAAAGAGGAGCGCCGCCGCCACCUCUUAAAAAAUCUACUUCAAAUUCUCGUUGAAAAACCAAUGAAGGAAAAAGAUCAGAAUCAAUUCAAAUGAAGAAAAAAAAAUCUAAUAUAUAAACAAUAUAUCCGCACAUUGCCAAUGACAUUCCCUCUCUUGAUCACAUGAGAGUUGACUAACUCGUCGGGUGUGUGUGUGUGUGUGCGUGUGUGUGCGUGUGUGUGUGUGUGUGUGUGUGUGUGUGUGUGUCUGUGUGUUAAUUACCUCUGCUGAUUUUAGGUGCUGAUUUCUUCUGGACGAGCAGACAGGCAGAAUCCAACAUAAGAGUUUGUGCCAUCGCCCAUUUUAAAAACAAAGCUAAAAAACAAAACACAGGCCGGUGAUGUUAUAUUUUUAAAUUUUUAUUUUCUCACAGUCAAGUAAUCCCAUGAAAAGACAGAAACCCAACGGCGAAGUGGUCGUUCGAUGAGGUUUCGUUCGAUGCCGCUGAACUCAGCUUUUUAACUUUUGCACCGUACGACGAAAUCGCCGAUGUAUAAUCCCGGUCGGGCCCCCUCCGCAGUGCCUGGCUGUUCUAACGCGUGUGCUUUCAGUUUGUGUUUGUAUUUCUGUGUAUUUUAAUGUGAAAGCAUCGCGACCGGUCCCGAGACAGAAGAUCCACCUCCCUGUUUCAUUGUUCUCCAGUUUACACUCAGAUCUUCUGUCUGAGUCGAGUCACUUUUCAUUUCUGAAUCCAAGAAUCACACAUUAAUACGUCAUCGUGGUUUUAUUUCAAAUGAAUCUCGCAACACUGUUCUCGCAUCCGCCGCUGCAACUGUUCCUCCACUACUGCAGCAUUGUCCUCCAUUUGUUAACAUUGGAGACGAAUUAAGAUUCUGUAUGUCUGUGUCUAUUUAGUGAAGUUUUCAUGGGAUUGGUUGACGUCCCCCCCCCCAAAAAAAAGGAAAUGCAUGAGAAGAAGUUAUUAUUACGCCUGUAUUUUUUUAAUGGUAACGUGACGCUGCUCUGUGUGCUCGUCUGUUGGUAAACGUGGUGAAAGCAUUCGAAUGUAAUCUCUUCAGACUAGAUGAACACGAGGAGAAAUAACGUGGCUGAUAUGAAAACUGAUAUGUGCAUCGUAAUCAGAAGCCAUUUUUAAAAGAAACCAUCCCCCGGCGAAGGUCUCCGUCCGUCAGCGGGUUGGAUUCGACUGAUCGACAUCAUCUAAUAUGUAUCUAAUGAGUCGGUGUGUAAAAAAGAAUAUCCUCUGUUUUGUGAGAAAACAAAAAGGACUUCAUGUUAAAUCCUCACUUCUUUGGCCACGUUGAGAGAAUGUUCGACGCGACGGGCCGCACUUGGGUGUCGGGAAUCGAGUCUUUUAUUUGUAUUUUUUUUAUAAUAUCAACUGAUCGGCGUCCGACGUCAGUGUGAAGAAAACAAGUGAAGUUCGUCUGUUUGUGCAUCUGUGGUGGAGGGCGGUGUGUGUGUUGUCUGUCGUGCCUUAAUGGAAGUCAUAGUGGUUUUGUCUUUUCUCUCAAGUGCCUGUGUGACUCUGACCCCCCCCCCCCCCCCCCCCCCCGGUUUAAAGCAGUCGCCACGGUAACCGUCACUAGGCAGCAGCGACCUGAGGCUGUCUCCUCCGUCCGUCCGUCUCGUCCGUCUGUGUGAAAUGAGCCUUGUGGGUUGUUCCCCGUGUCCCGUCCUUCGAUGUCUCUGAUUCCUCAAAACAAAGCUGGUGAUAUUUAAAAAAGGAAAAAAAAGUGAAAUAAAUCUUUUCCUCGUGCUAAA
Scophthalmus maximus (turbot) is the source of this 3624-nucleotide messenger RNA. It is a transcript of the gene maoa, whose product is annotated as monoamine oxidase. Gene Ontology annotation, molecular function: oxidoreductase activity. Bases 103 to 1677 code for a protein of 524 amino acids. The record is from RefSeq and is a predicted model, not a curated record. Lineage: Eukaryota; Metazoa; Chordata; Actinopteri; Pleuronectiformes; Scophthalmidae. The transcript is spliced from 15 exons.